Messenger RNA from Micromonas pusilla CCMP1545, 777 nucleotides. RefSeq lists its product as uncharacterized. The record is from RefSeq and is a predicted model, not a curated record. The transcript has a single exon. The coding region runs from base 1 to 777 and encodes 258 amino acids. Lineage: Eukaryota; Viridiplantae; Chlorophyta; Mamiellophyceae; Mamiellales; Mamiellaceae.
AUGUCGUCCGCGUCCGUCGCCGCGCGUCCCCUCCGAACGACGUCGCGCGCCGCUCGCGACAUCGUUCGCGAGAGCGUUCGCCGAGCGCGCGCGGUCGCGUCGUCGUCGGAGCGACCCCCCGCCCCAGAAGCGCGUCGCCGUCCGAUCCCGAUCGAUCGCCGAACGCUCCUCCUCGCCUCCGCGACGGCGGCGUCGUCGCGCGCGCUGGUCCUCGCGACGCUCCGCGCGGACGCGGCGGACGAGACGGACGAGACGGAGAGAGAGACGACGCGCGCGUCCGCGGGCGGCGCGCGGGAUGAUCCGGACGGGCGGUCGGCGUCGACCUCGACGGCGACGUCGACCCCCGACGGCGACGGCGCGACGCGCGACAGCGGCGAGGACCCGUGGGAGGGGUCGUACGUCAAGCCCGCGCUGUCGGUCCGCGAGUACGUCGAAGAGAUCGACAAAGAGCGCGACGCCGCGUUCGCGACGCUGCGCGCGCUGUGCGCGUCCUCCAAGUUUGCGGCGCUCUCGAACGAGCUCGUGCUCGCGCCGACGGACGACGUGCGACAGGCGGCGUACUACCUUCCGUGGGCUCUCGUCAAGUUGGAUGAAGACGCGGGCGUCACGACGCAGCGCGCGUGGUCGGAGAUGCGAGACGCGCUGACGUACUUGGACGCGACCGCGAUCGACGCGAGUCGGUACGACGCGGAGGAGGAGGACGUGAUGGCGGGGAUCGAUAGGGUGGAGCGCGCGCUGGACGCGCUGGUGGACUCCGUGCCGGCCGCGUAUCGGUGA